Molecule: messenger RNA, 1434 nt
Organism: Thecamonas trahens ATCC 50062
Lineage: Eukaryota; Apusomonadida; Apusomonadidae
Product: major facilitator superfamily transporter
Exons: 2
Coding region: 24-1430 (468 amino acids)
Biological process (GO): molybdate ion transport
Cellular component (GO): membrane
Molecular function (GO): molybdate ion transmembrane transporter activity
Source: RefSeq, a predicted model, not a curated record
GCGUGUGGGCGAGGGGCUACUUCAUGGGUGGGCUAUAUUGGGGCUCGUUUGUGGUUGCCAGCGGUGUGUGGGGCGGGCUGCAGUGGUCUGGGCGGAAGGAGGGAGUCACGGGCAGCAGCAUAGCGGACGAGGCAGAGGAGACCGGGACGGGGACGGGGACUGGGACGGGGAUGGCGACGGGGAUAGGGAUGGGCAAGGACAAGGGGAAUGGCAUGGCUGAGGUCGAGGUGCCUGCUGGCUUUGCUGCCUUUCAGCGCAACUAUCUUGUUGUAUAUCUGUUGGCCAUGUUUGUGGAUUGGCUCAAGGGUCCGUAUGUGUAUGUCCUGUACGAGUCGUAUGGCUUCUCCAAGGGUGACAUUGCGCUGCUGUUCAUCGGAGGGUUCGGGGCGUCGAUGGUGGCAGGAACGGUGGCGGGGGCCCUGGCAGACUCGCUAGGGAGGAAGAAGAUGGCACUGGUGUUUGCAGCGUGCUACGCAGUCGCCGGUCUGACCAAGGUCUCGGCGUCGUUCUCGGUUCUUAUGAUCGGCCGCAUCCUGUCGGGCGUGGCCACAUCGCUGCUGUUCUCGGUCUUUGAGGCUUGGAUGGUGUGCGAGCACAACGCGCGCGGAUAUCCUCCGGCACUGCUGAGCCAGACCUUUUCGCGAGCCACCACAGGCAAUGGGCUUGUGGCGGUCGCCGCCGGACUGGUGGCAAUGGCGGCCGCAUCGACCUUUGGCUACGUGGCGCCGUUUGUGCUCGCGCUCGUUCCGCUGGCGGUGCUUGCCGGCAUUGUGAGCCGGACGUGGAACGAGAACUACGGCGACGCUACCAUCGAGGUGAGCGAGUCGCUGCGGCGGGCGGUGGGCGUCCUCGCUGCCGCGCCACAUCUGGUGUGUCUCGGCCUCGCCCAGGCCCUCUUUGAGGGCGGCAUGUACACCUUUGUGUUCAUGUGGUCGCCGGCGCUGGCCACCGAAGAGACCCGCGACGUUCUGCCGUACGGGGUCAUCUUUGCCGUUUACAUGGUGUGCAUCAUGAUUGGCUCGGCGCUGUUCAACGUGGUUGACGCAUCGACGCUCCCGCUCCCGCUUCUCCUGCAUGGCGCCGCCAUUGGGAGCAUGCUCUCCGUCCCUGCAUUCUUUGACGCCAAGCCGCUGGUCUACCUCGCGUUUUGUGGCUUUGAGGUGGCGUGCGGCAUGUUCUUUCCCACGUAUGGUACGCUGCGCUCGGCGCACAUUCCAGAAGCAACCCGGUCGACCAUGAUGAACCUCUUCCGCAUUCCGCUCAACGCCUUUGUCCUCAUCGUGCUCAUCAAGGUCAAGCACAUGCCAGUCACCACCGUCUUUUGGAUCUGCGCCUUGGCUCAUCUCGGCGCUCUCGCCUGCUACAUUGUCUUUGCUUCGCGCGCCACCGUCUACGCUCGCGCGCGUCAUGCCGAGAAACAUGGACCGUGACCCG